AUGUAAAAUAAAUCAACCUAAAUAACGCUGAACUAACGUCAACAAGUUAUUGAUAGUUACAACAGCAACAACUGCAUCAAAUAAUUAUUACUAGAAAAAAUAGUAUUCAACUCAAUACAUAAAACGAACUUAUAUCUCAAUGUACACAUGUAUAAGGUUUAAUUAGUAAAUUAAAAAAAUAUAUAUAAGCAAUUAGAUUUUAGGUUAUCUUUUUGUAACUUUAAAUACCGGAUGAAUAAUAAUUGGAAUUACAAUCAAAUGCGGGGUGGAAAUAAUAGGGGUCGAGGUCAUGGUCGAGGUAGAGGUUCUGGUGGAUUUUGGCCUCAGAGAGGCUUUCGAGGUUCUAAUUGGCGUGGUUUCAAUCGAGGCGGCCCGAGACAAAACUUUGAUGGUAGAAAAUUUAAUCAACAAUGGAUACAAAAAACGAAGCGCGAUGGUCCUAGCAAAAGGCUCUCGGAACAAGAUAUUGGAGUUACGGAGUAUUUAAGUGAUCAUGAGGGUUUUAAUGGCAUUAUUAAAUCUAGAUUUUCAGAUUUUCAAGUGUCUGAAAUAAAUGAGAAAGGUGAAAUUGCCAAACUUACUGAUUUGUCUGCACCUGAGCCACCUGUAGAUGAGGAUGUAGUGGAUGAUGAAGACUUGAUUCUUAAUAAGUAUAAUUUAGAGAUCCUUCCCAUGGAAACAUGGGACAAUAUUAAUAAAUUGGCUAUAUCUCCUGAAAAACUCGAACCAGUAAAAGUGGAUGUUACUGGCAUGUCAAAGGAAGAGAGAACUAAGAUUCAUGAUGCAGUUAAGAAAGCUUUUGGUGAAAGCAUUGUUGGUAGCACUAUCACUGAAAAUGAUAAGAAGUUUGUUGUCUUUGAGAAGUAUAGGAAAGGAGUGCGUAUAGACAACAGAGUGAAGUGGGUGUGGCCUGGAGAGUAUGUUCGCUUCAUUGUGUAUAAAGAGAACUGUGACACUAUGGAAGCCGCACAACGUAUUGCAGAUCGGUUGAGAUUAAAUAUAAAGCCGUCAAUGGUCGGUUACGCCGGUACCAAAGAUAGAAGAGCGAAGACAUCACAAUGGUUCAGUCUGCGUAAAGUAGAUCCCAGGAAGAUAGUCAAUGCAUGCAAGGACUUGAGGGAAAUCCGAGUCGGGAACUUUAGCUUCAGCAAUGAUAACCUCAAAUUGGGAAUGUUAAAGGGAAAUGUGUUCCGUAUAUGUCUUCGGAACGUGACGGCGUCAGACGAGUGUAUCGAUAAUGCGUGCACGUUACUACAGAAGAACGGUUUUAUAAACUACUACGGACUGCAGAGGUUCGGGUCUCGUAUCGAUAUGCCGACUUACGAGAUAGGAAAGAAACUAUUACAGGGGAAUUUUCAAGAGGCUAUCGAGUGUAUGCUGUCGGAGUGCGAGGACGUGUUGUCGGCAUACCGCGCGGACGGGGCGCGUGCCGCGCUUACGAGAGUGUCGCGUAACGCCGGGAACGAGGCGAGAGUGUUGCGCGCGCUCGCGCUCCGCCCACACGACCUGCUCGGCGCGCUAGACAAGGUCGCGCGCAACGCGAGACUGCUGUACAUCCACUCGUACCAGUCGUUGGUCUGGAACAGCGUGGUGUCGGAGCGCCUGCGCCGCGCCGGUCGCUCAGCCGCCGUGGGAGACCUCGUGCCGGCGCACGGGCACGCGGACGAAGCAAUAGAGGAAGAAUCGGAUAAUGAUGAUAGUCAAACAGAUUUACAAAAUGACGAACCAUCCGAAGAUAGCACGACCGCCCCAAAUAAUAUACAAAAACCAGCUGAACAAACAGAUACUCCAGCUAAAAAGCUUAUACCGGUAAAGGUUUUGACCCAAGAGGACAUUGACAGCGGGAAAUACACAAUUUUCGACAUCGUACUACCGCUGCCCGGGUAUAGUGUCGAAUAUCCGCCCAACAUGAUAGAUUAUUAUAAGGAACUGUUGGAGAAAGAUGGACUGAAGCUGGACAUGAAACACAAGUAUAAGAGCUACAGUAUGUGCGGCGGGUACCGGCGCUGCGCGCUGCGGCCGCGCGCGCUGGAGUGGCGCCGCGCGCACUACGCGCACCACGCGCACGACCUGCUGCUCUCCGACCGCGACCUGCUCGACGGCCGCAGCGCGCCCGCGGACGAUGGUAAAUACAAAGCCCUGCUCCUAACUAUGACUUUACCCACGAGUUGUUACGCCACGAUGGCUCUUAGAGAAUUACUGAGAGUAGACACAUCGAGUGACAAUCAAGCGCUGCAGAAUAACUACCACGAGGACGGAAAUGAUAAAAAUAGCAAAGAUAAUAAAGAAGUUGAAGCUAAUGAAAAUGUUAGUUUGGGAGAGAAAAGGAAAAUUGAUGACGAUAAAGAUCUCGACGAUGAUUUAGUUAAGAAAACUAAACAAAAUGAUGAUGAAUAAAUAUUUAAUUAUUAUUA
Molecule: messenger RNA, 2414 nt
Organism: Vanessa tameamea
Lineage: Eukaryota; Metazoa; Arthropoda; Insecta; Lepidoptera; Nymphalidae
Gene: Pus7
Product: pseudouridylate synthase 7 homolog
Exons: 11
Coding region: 232-2397 (721 amino acids)
Biological process (GO): pseudouridine synthesis
Cellular component (GO): nucleus
Molecular function (GO): pseudouridine synthase activity; RNA binding
Source: RefSeq, a predicted model, not a curated record